UUGAACGGAAGUCUACGCUUGCGUUUCGACAGUCGGAGCUAAGUGUCACAAGCUGCACGUGUUUGUUUGCGUCAUACUCGUCUAGGGAAAGUUGAGAGUGUCAACUCUGCUUGAAGUGCUUGUGUAUAGACGAAGGCGUGAAGGCCUGACGGCUCGUCUAAAGAUGACCGAGCCGCAGGAAUCAGCAGCGGCCGCAGCUCGUCGCACAAGUCACGAGACAAACCCUUUGUCGUCCAUCAUGGCAUCAAGACUUCAUCAUCGAAUUUCGGCCCCGGCUCCUCUCGCUGGCUCAAUAUCGAUGGUGGGCAGCGUGCCGCUGAAGGACAAGAGUGGCGCAGAUGUUGGUAAAGCGGAUGUUAUUGCUAUAACUCCAGUGCCGGCAAAGAAACUGUCAAGUCAUUGGAUUCAGUCUCAACGUGAUGGGCGAGUUUUGGUGUCGGCUUCGCCGAACCUUGUCGACGUUCUCAAGAACAUACCAUACGAAGGACCACUCGAUAGAACCCUACGCUGGAUUCUUUACCAGGACCUCGCUUGUGAAGAUGGUACGACUGAGGUUGUGGAGAAUGUUGCCGACAGGUGUACCGGGCACGCCACUCAUUAUCCAUUUGAUAAUCACGAAGAAGGUAUAGAGGAGUACGAAACGUCGAUUUCCCGAUGCGAAAGUGACCGCGGAACUCAUGGACGAGGCAGCCCGCUGCUGGACUGGGACCAGUCUCGUUUGCAAGACAUUUACACUCAGCUACUCAUUCGGCAGACCGGUGCUCAUGUUUUUCUGAGUCAAAACAAUCGACGUGUUUUACGACAAGGAGAAGAUGAAAACUCGCCCGAUGCCAAGCGGCUUCUUUCACAUGUCUACAAAAAGUUUGGACUACCUACUACCGCACCAGUUGACUUAGUUCAUUCCUCUAAGGCUGCAAGUGGUUUGCCUGAUUUAAUUGAGCGCUCAGCUGCUCGGUACACUCGUCGGUCAGGAGUAUUUCAGCCACCUGUUAUUACUAAACUACUCGGAGAGAAUGAGGAAGAAGACGGUCUCGGUCUUUUCUUGGGCAGAUGUGAUGUUGAUUUGCCGCACUUACCUCGCCCAUCUCUGGAGGCUGCUGUAGCGGUGGGCGAAAAUCUGCCAGAACUGAGAACUAGAGAGAAGAGAGCUAGAAGACUCGCGAGUAGCCACAAUAUUAAAAUUGGACGGACUUUCUCUUCCAAGAAGACUGCUGCACUCAAUUUGGGGACGCCCUAUGCCUGUGAAUGGAAGAAAUGUAACGAGCGAUUUUCUACAGCCCGUGAAUUGUUUGUACACGUUGAGGAGCACGUUUGCACGCCGGGUCCACGUAGUUUGCUGAGACAUGAUGGUUUUCGCUGUUUCUGGAGGACUUGUCCAUUAGCAGAACAGAGUAAAUUGUUUUCUGCACGUUACCAGCUGUUGUAUCACCUGCAAAACGUACAUUGUGCAGAGAAGAUUCAUAAAUUAUCGAUUCAAGAAACUGAACCACCUAUAUCAAAACAUAGGAAGCAAGAUGGUCAACCUGUUGCAUUAGUCGAAGAUAAGAUAUCCGUUUUACCCAAAAUUGAAAGAAGUAUUGGGACACCCAGGGGUGGAAGCCAACUUCGUAGAAGCUCACUGUAUAGAUCUGUGCAUCAGAAAAAUCUGGCUCAAGCCAAUUAUAUGGAAGCACCUGGAUCUCCGGGUAGCGGGUCAGUGCAAAGGAGUGGUGUACGCUUACUACCAGGUGACAGGAAAUCAAAGAAACAUACUGGCAAGCACACAGACAAGGACUCACAAAGGCUUUUGUGAUCUGUGUGGCAGUGUGAACAGUUGGUACAGCUAGACUUGUUAGGAUUUUAUCUCGUAACAUAUAUACACACAAGAGACUUUAUGGCUGCUUGUGGACUUGUAUAGACUGAUAGGUUAGAUUUAUUGUAGUGCUACAAAUGUAUCGUAAGGUACUGUAGUCUUGUACAGUAAUGUAAUGUAAAAAACAGUUGUGGGACAGAGACUAGCAUAAUAUAUAUAUACCAUAAUGUGUA
Molecule: messenger RNA, 2025 nt
Organism: Corticium candelabrum
Lineage: Eukaryota; Metazoa; Porifera; Homoscleromorpha; Homosclerophorida; Plakinidae
Exons: 5
Coding region: 164-1792 (542 amino acids)
Biological process (GO): regulation of transcription by RNA polymerase II
Cellular component (GO): nucleus
Molecular function (GO): DNA-binding transcription factor activity, RNA polymerase II-specific; RNA polymerase II cis-regulatory region sequence-specific DNA binding
Source: RefSeq, a predicted model, not a curated record